AAAACCGUUCCACCCCUUCCUCUGGUCGUGCUGUACGCUUCGCAGCUAACACACCUUCGUGUCCGGAUAACAGCCGGGUGUCUGUGUUAAAUAACUUUUAUUAAUUCUCUAAGCGAACCCAGCUUUCCAGUUAUCUAUCCAGAGGCCAUGGCUAGCUACCACAAACCCGACGAGAAGACUUUGCAGGGACUUAGAGACAUUGCUAACAAGCUACGAAUCCACUCCAUUAAGGCAACAUGUGCAUCUAACUCUGGCCAUCCCACAUCAUGCUGCAGUGCAGCAGAGCUAAUGUCUGUGCUCUUCUUCCACACCAUGCGCUAUAAAGCUGAUGAUCCUCGUAACCAGUGCAAUGACCGCUUUGUGCUCUCAAAGGGUCAUGCUGCACCUAUCCUGUAUGCUGCCUGGGCAGAAGCGGGUUUCGUGAAGGAAUCUGAUCUGCUCAACCUGCGUAAGCUCGACUGUGACCUGGAGGGGCACCCCACACCAAAACUGGCAUUUGUUGACGUGGCAACAGGAUCUCUUGGCCAAGGUCUCGGGGCUUCUUGUGGGAUGGCCUAUACUGGCAAAUACUUUGACAAAGCCAGUUACCGUGUGUACUGCAUGCUCGGUGACGGUGAGUGUUCGGAAGGCUCUGUGUGGGAGGCCAUGGCCUUUGCCUCCUACUACAAGCUGGACAACCUGGUGGCUAUCCUGGAUGUCAACCGUCUCGGUCAAAGUGAGCCUGCGCCACUGCAGCACGACAUGGAGACCUACCGCAAGCGCUGUGAAGCCUUUGGGUGGAACACAUAUGUUGUGGAUGGGCAUGAUGUGGAGGAGUUGUGUAAAGCUUUCUGGCAGGCUCAGCAGGUCAAGGAUAAACCCACAUGUAUUGUCGCCAAGACCCUUAAAGGAAAAGGACUCAAAAACAUUGAGGAUAUUGAGAACUGGCAUGGGAAGCCCAUUCCUAAGGACAAGUUGGAUGUUCUGAAGGACUUGGAGUCUCAGAUCCAAGUCCCCAACAAGACCGUCUGCCCAGAGCUGCCUAAUGACGAUGUAGCACCAGCUGACCUUAGCCCCAUCUCCCUACCUUCACCCCCAGCAUACAAGAAGGGAGAUAAGAUGGCAACUAGGCAAGCUUAUGGUAUCGCUCUGGCCAGACUGGGUCAGGGAAGUCGGAAGGUGGUAGCCCUUGAUGGAGACACAAAGAACUCCACCUUCUCGGAAUUAUUCAAGAAGGUCUGCCCGGAUCGCUACAUCGAGUGUUUCAUCGCUGAACAAAAUAUGGUAGGAGUGGCCAUUGGAUGUGCCACCCGCGACCGCACUGUUGCGUUCGCCAGCACGUUUGCUGCCUUCUUCUCCAGAGCCUAUGACCAGAUUCGUAUGGGAGCCAUCUCCCAAUCUAACGUCAACCUAGUAGGAUCUCACUGUGGUGUCUCCAUUGGUGAGGACGGUCCAUCCCAGAUGGCCCUCGAGGACUUGGCCAUGUUCCGCGCCAUACCAACAUGCACAGUGUUUUAUCCAAGCGACGCUGUGUCGACAGAGAGGGCUGUUGAACUGUCUGCUAACACAAAGGGAAUCUGCUUCAUUCGUACAAGCAGACCAGCCAAUGCUGUGAUCUACUCUCCAGAUGAGAAGUUCGAAAUUGGUGUAGCCAAGGUGGUGCGCCAGUCUGACAGUGAUGUGGUGACUGUGAUAGGAGCCGGAGUCACUCUACACGAAGCACUGGCUGCUUAUGAUACGCUUAAAAGUGAAGGAAAAAAUAUUUGUGUAAUUGACCCAUUUACAAUCAAGCCAUUGGAUGCCGCCACCAUUUUGUCUUGUGCCAGAGCCACAGGGGGGCAUAUCAUCACAGUAGAGGACCACUACAAGGAGGGUGGUCUCGGUGAAGCAGUGCUGUCUGCAAUGGGAGGGGAGCCUGGCAUCGUGGUCACCCGGCUGGCAGUGACUGGCGUUCCCCACAGCGGAAAGCCUCAGGAGCUUCUGGAUAUGUUCGGCAUCAGUGCCAAGCACAUCGCCAACGCUGUCCGCCAGACUUUUGCAAACUAAAGACUCCCAUCUUCUGAGUUUUCACCACAACUUGCCACAGUGUCCACAACAUUUAACCUCUCUACUGCCAUCUUGUGGCUUUGAAACUGCAGUUCACUAACCCUAUAUCUAUCACAGCUGACAAGAGAGCAGAGUAGUGUUUUUAGCAAAUAACCCAAUAUCUUUGUUCACUUCCACCUGUCAUUCCUGUUCCCAAAGCCUUGUUGAAGAAAUGGACUAACUACUGCAAAAUUAAAUGGUCCAAAUUUUGAUUGUCGCUGAACUCGGACCAUGACUGUUAUUGGCAUUCCCCUUAUUUUAUUUCAAGUCUUUCAAAGCACUGUUACUGCUUGUUAUAUACUGAUCACUGCUGUAGUUUUGGUGACAGCCUUUAAUGUUUUUGCUGUGCUACAGAUGUUUGCGUUACACCAUGAAGACUUUCCACAACAAAUCCUGAUCCCACAGAUGUAUCGAUGCGAAUGGUGUUAAAAGUUUCCAGUCCAACCUGUUAUAGCUGUGAUGUGCUAAAUUAAAAGAAAUUGUGGCUUAACACCUUU
This is a messenger RNA of Girardinichthys multiradiatus, 2561 nucleotides long. It is a transcript of the gene tktb, whose product is annotated as transketolase b. The record is from RefSeq and is a predicted model, not a curated record. NCBI's taxonomy places the organism in Eukaryota, Metazoa, Chordata, Actinopteri, Cyprinodontiformes, Goodeidae. Bases 148 to 2025 code for a protein of 625 amino acids. The transcript has 14 exons. Gene Ontology annotation, molecular function: transketolase activity; thiamine pyrophosphate binding.